UAGUAAGCGCGGGCGCCGCUCGCUUCCAAUAUUAUGAACGGCGAGGGAGGCGCGAGCGCAGUGCUGGGCGGGAAAUUGGAUCGUAAACUUCUCUCGUCUAAAAAAGUGUUGUGCAGAUUUACGAGAAUCAAACAGACAGAGAUUUUCUUAGCACCCAAUAGUGAACUGGAAACUCAUUAAAAUGUGGCGGCAAUUAUAUUUUAUAUUGCCGUUAUUACUAUCAGUGACGUGUAUAAGAGUACCUGUGGACAAUGUGGAGACGAGCACCACAGUGACAGUUACAGAGGGUCAAGGAACUCAGAACACGCCUAUAUAUUACAUCACUGACGAUGCCAAUGUCGACAGCUACCUCACAUCCCCAGACCCACAGAAGCCUGGUGAAACACCAGCUACAGGAGCAGACAGCCUACCAACAUUCCUUGUACCGCCUUCCAAAGAUAAGCAGAUAGAUUACUAUUUACCCAGUGAGCGCAAUAUACAGAGCGACUGGUUACCUAUGAUCGAAAUACAACCGAAUAACCGAAAGGUCCGAUACCAAAGACUGCCUCAUCAAUCCAUUCCAAUUAUUUUCAAUCCUGGCCCAGACGGAGUGCUACCUGUACCGUCGACACAUCUGGAACCUCCUGCAGUUGACGCUGUCAACGAGUUCUUUUUACCCGUACCUGAGGAAGCAGGAAAUAACGCUGAUGCCACUGAAGGUUUACCUGACAAUAAACCGGUUGCACCUGAAGAACCUACUCUAGCGUUACAUUUAACCCCUCCAGUACAAAAACCAAUAAAUGCACCAACUAAACUGUACCCCAAGAAGUUCCAUCUAGUUCGACCCAUCCCCAUUCCCGUAUCGCAGUACGCUGACGAUGUACCAGAACCACCACCAAAAGCUUAUCCCCCAAAAUACUUUAAAUCUCCACCCAGUGCCGAAGUCGAGCAGGCACCGAACGCCGAUAAGAACUUAUUCCUAUUCCAAAAAGCUGAACAUCAACGAAAACUAAAAGAGCAGGAAAUUGCUAAGCAACACCAGUUAGCUGAUGCCGCGGCUGAGGAAACAUAUGGCGAGCCCACUUCAGACGAACAAGAAACUUCGGAAACUAACUUGAGAUACCCCGGACGAAACGCGUACUCAGCUCCUAUCCGUCAAGCCCCGCCGCCUUCCCCCCCUCGUGACGCAGGCCCUGCGGCUCCAGCGCCCGACGGCAGGACGGAGUUUAGGAUGCACGGCAUGAAAGGACCACACAGCUAUCAGUUCGGCUAUGACACGGGCAAAGGGAAAAACCGUCAAUUCCGGUUCGAAGAGCGUGACAACGACGGUAUAGUUAAAGGCCAUUACGGAUACGUGGACCGGUCCGGGAAACUUCGCGUUGUGAAUUAUAGUGCGCAUCCUGAAUACGGUUUCCGUGCUGAAGAACCAGUAGGAGAACAGCCUUGAAUAGUAAACUAAGAACACAGAAUAUUGAUGAUGAUUAAUCGACUAAAAUAUGUUUUUUUUUU
Trichoplusia ni (cabbage looper) is the source of this 1488-nucleotide messenger RNA. RefSeq names its product proline-rich receptor-like protein kinase PERK10. Gene Ontology annotation, cellular component: chitin-based extracellular matrix. The transcript has 5 exons. Gene Ontology annotation, molecular function: structural constituent of chitin-based larval cuticle. The record is from RefSeq and is a predicted model, not a curated record. Lineage: Eukaryota; Metazoa; Arthropoda; Insecta; Lepidoptera; Noctuidae. The coding region runs from base 182 to 1426 and encodes 414 amino acids.